AUGUGCAGGCUCAGCUCCGGGCGCUUCUACCUGGCGCGGCUACUUCUGGGAGAGGAUACCCUGGCGCUGCUUUCGUCUUGGAACGACCGACUACAACUGGUGGAGUCAUUGCUGGUGGACUCAUUGCAGAGCAGACUCCUGCGCACGCGCCGCACAUUCCUGCCAGUGGAGCGGUUUCCUCGGCACCAGCAACACCAUUCAGAGCACAAGAAGCACAAUCACC
Amoebophrya sp. A25 is the source of this 223-nucleotide messenger RNA. Lineage: Eukaryota; Dinophyceae; Syndiniales; Amoebophryaceae. The record is from the annotation of a GenBank genome assembly.